Messenger RNA from Ruditapes philippinarum (Manila clam), 1147 nucleotides. RefSeq lists its product as uncharacterized. Gene Ontology annotation, biological process: DNA integration; DNA recombination. Lineage: Eukaryota; Metazoa; Mollusca; Bivalvia; Venerida; Veneridae. Gene Ontology annotation, molecular function: DNA binding. The record is from RefSeq and is a predicted model, not a curated record.
AUCCCGGAAAGUUAGCUGAGUCGAAUGAGAUCACAGGUGCCACAAAUGACAGUUUGGAGGAAGACGCCGAGGUCGGGGGGACCACACUCCAAACGGAGGCUGUCGGAACCACCCCUGUCCAUCCUGAUGACCACAUAGAGAAAUUUGAGGUGCAAGAGGAUCACACUGAAGAUCCGGGAAAGUUAGCUGAGUCGAAUGAGAUCACAGGUGCCACAAAUGCUAUAAAUCCGAUGAAGUUUAGCCUUUGUGUCAGCGCAGUAAAGGCUCUAUGUGGAUACAAUGAAACAAGUCUUUUGUACGAAAUUCCAUCACUUGCAAAAAAAUUAGGACAUUCCUUUCACAAAGUGGCAAAAAAAAUGAGAGUGGAUGCCUUGGCUAGUGGAAAUAAAGAACAGGUCGAAAUGGCUGAAGGCUUCAUAGAAAUGUAUAAAGAAGAAUGGGAUGUAGAAGUAAGUCAUGCGGCACUAGAAACAUUGGAACUUCUAAAAUACAACAAACCUUCACAAAUCCCUCUCGCUGAAGACCUCAAAAAUCUCUCUCAAUAUUUGAAAAAAGAGGCAAGUGCUAUAGUUGAAAAGGAUGAAAUAUCUCAGGCAGACUGGAAAGCUUUAUCAGAGUUAACUUUGGCCCAGAUUGCUCUGUUUAACAAGAGGAGAGCUGGGGAAACCGAAAGGCUAGAAGUAAGUCAAUACAUGAAUGGUGUAAAACAUGGCAAAACAAUGCAUGAGGAAAUUCUAGAAUCCCUUUCUCCUCUGGAAAAAAAAUUGGUGGAAGUAAUUAACCGGGUUGAGAUCAGAGGGAAAAGAGGAAGACGUGUUGCUAUUCUUCUGCCUGAAAACCUGAAAAAACAGUUAGAUUUGUUGCUAGAGCACAGAUGUGUUGGUGACAUUGACAAUGAAAACAAACACAUGUUUGCAAGGCCAGGUCAAUCUAGAACCCCAUUAAGGGCAACCGAUGUCUUGAGAAAAUUCUCGGAGCUCUGUGGAGCAAAGCAUCCUGAAACUUUGACGACCACAGGCUUUCGGAAACAUAUUGCUACAAUGUCUCAAAUGCUCAACUUGAAAGAUAAUGAGUUAGAUGUCUUGGCUACAUUUCUUGGUCACGAUGUGCGUGUCCACAGAGAAUUUUAUAGAUUGCCAGAAGACAC